CCUGUUCAUCCAAAACUCAAUCUUUCAAGAUUUUUUCUGUGAGAAAAUUGAGGUGCACCUUGCAUCAAGUACUUUUGACCUUAUCGUGCCAUUCACGACAUUCACAUCCAUUCUAUUCAUACAAGGGCAGAAAUACUUGAAAGAAGCGCGACUCCAGGACAACACUUGCCAGUCCGUCGCAUUCUAUUUUCUCACAUAUGGCCGGUCACUUUGAGAUCCCUGGUCUGAUGACUUCGUCAGAACCAGUCUCAACUCAAAACCAGCCAAGACCCCAAGACGAUGCUCAACCAGUGACCUCACAAGUAAUUUCUCAUCCCUCCACGGAGAUGGAGGUUGACACUACCAUCCCCGUGGAAAACGUACCGCCUACUGAAAAUGGCGAAAAUGGAAAAGAGGAGUUAGAAAAUGCUGACGCUCAAAUCACCGACGCGCCGCCUAGUCCCCCUUCGUUGACCUCGGCAUUGGAGGCUCUGCUUGGCGGUCUUGAUCCCCAACCGCAAGAGGUGAGCGCCACGCCUACUCAACCUAAUGGUGUAGAACAUAAUGGGCAGACCCAAGAGCAGACCCAAGAGCAAGAAACCCAAGGUGACCCUGAAUGGGAAGAAGAUUCCUCCCCCCUCGAAUCAUCAUCAUCCGAUUCAAGCAGUUCAGACGAUUCAGAUGACGACUCGGAAGAUGGCAAAAAUUAUGAGUUACUUGGUCCUGAGGAAACCGCCCGCAUUCUGAUGGAGAUGGAAGGCGGCUCAGAUGACGAAGGCGAGGGGAAAACUAAAGGACUCGGUAGUGGAGCUCAGAUUCGGACUAAGAAUGAGUUACCUGAAGAAGUAGUACCCAAGCCAGAUGUUACCAUCACCCCCGAAAUGACCGUUACCGAACUAGGCGUGGUUGAGCACAUUGUUGAGAAUACGGUCGUGAUCAAGGCCAACACAACGGGCGAGUACCAAGUUGUUGAUACUGGCUCAGUCCUCUGUACCGAAGAUCGCACCGUUAUUGCGGCUGUAGCGGAUUUAAUCGGCAAUGUAAGACAACCUCGUUAUACUGCAAGGUUCACAAAUGAAGAGGAAAUUAAGGGCUUUGGUCUAGAGCUAGGAACCAAGGUGUUCUAUCCGCCCUCACAUGCGACAUAUGUCUUCACACAAGCACUUCGAGUACAGAAAGGUACGGAUGCUAGCAACUGGCACGACGAAGAGGCUGGCGAUGAUGAAAUGGAGUUCUCGGACGAUGAGAAGGAGGCAGAGUAUAAAAGACAGCAGAAAGCUAAGAAGAAGGCGGCCCGUGGUGGAAAGGGUGGUGCGGGAGGACGAGGGAGCCAUUCCGAGGCGCCCUCCUUCCCCGCGGCAGGUGGUUUACAGUAUGAUGACGAUGAUGAUGGUCCUUACCGAAAGUUAGCAAGGCCUUCGAGUUUUGCGCAAGGUCAACCAGCCUCUUCAGAAAGUGGAUUCACGAACAAUCAUGCGAAUAACGGCCCAUUCCGAGGUGGCCGUGGUAGAGGUCAACGGGGCCAUGGUCGCGGGCGCGGUCAUCGUGGAGAUUCGCGAGGUGGCCACCCUCUACCACCCAGACCACCUAGAGGACAAGACUACCAACCACAAUCUCACCAAUAUAACUACAAUCCAGUUCCGCCACCUCCUGCUGCCAACACAACAUUUCCGCCAUCACUGCCUUUCUACGGUACACCUAAUGGUCAUGCACAACCCAGCACGCAAUUCCCUUUUCCAUGGCCACAAAACAUCCCGCAAGGUUUUGUCCCACCCCCGCCGCCUCAAUUUACAGGACAACAAACAGGAACAAACCCAUACUACAGUCCAGAAUUUUUCGCCGCUUUACAGAAUCAGAUGCAAGGACAACCUAAUCAGCAAGGAGGCCAUUGGCCCGGACAUGGCGGUACCGGAUAGAAUUCUAACACUAUGGUUGGUAAUACAGGCAUCGCCGCCCGGCGGUAUGAUAGUUGAGAUGGAAAUUAAGCCCUCAGCUCCGCUACUCAGAAUGGUAGGACGAUAUCGGGCUUCCGCGAUUAUACUCUUAGUGAGAGAGUAUUCAACAUCAUGACUGUCCUUCUGCCAAACAAGGUAAAUCGCAUGCGCCAAAUUUCCGAGAGACGAGUCAUAAGACACAAGGUGAAGUAAGGCCAGGGCGAAUCUCUCCAGUACUAGACGACAUAUUCACCUGAGGGAUGUUGUACAAUGAUAACCUUCGAUAGUUCAACUAGCAUCGGAAGUCAGAUGCGGCAGAUACAAGGGAACAUUAGCCCACGAGGAUAUACGUCUGUGGGAGCAUAGGAGUUUAGGAAUGAUUAAUAAUAAUCUCGGACACUCCUAUUACCAAAUGAAACGAUU
Molecule: messenger RNA, 2336 nt
Organism: Annulohypoxylon truncatum
Lineage: Eukaryota; Fungi; Ascomycota; Sordariomycetes; Xylariales; Hypoxylaceae
Product: NAF1-domain-containing protein
Exons: 2
Coding region: 198-1895 (565 amino acids)
Biological process (GO): box H/ACA snoRNP assembly; ribosome biogenesis; pseudouridine synthesis
Cellular component (GO): sno(s)RNA-containing ribonucleoprotein complex
Molecular function (GO): RNA binding
Source: RefSeq, a predicted model, not a curated record